GCAGGACGCUGGGGUGUCCUGCUCCAUCUCCCCACCUGAUCCACAAGGAGCUCAAGAUGGGGACCCUGUGGGCCAUGCUGAUCUGCCUGGCUGGAGGGCAGCUUGCCAGUGCCACACUCUGCAGGACCUAUGGCACCAUCCCAGGCAUCCCAGGAUUACCAGGACAGCCUGGCAGUGAUGGCAGGGAUGGAGAGAAUGGCCCAAAGGGUGAACAAGGACCCCCUGGCCAGGGUGGAGCAGAGAGAGGGGAGAAGGGAGACCCAGGACCACUGGGACCACCUGGGAAGGUCGGUCCCAUUGGCGAGCCAGGUCCGGUGGGCAUGCGAGGGGACUGGGGAAUGCCUGGCCCCAUGGGAGAACCUGGUGACUACAAGGUCACCUUCACAUCAGCGUUCUCGGCUGCCAGGAGCAUCAGCUCCUACCCCCGCCGGGAUCAGCCCAUCCGCUUCGACCGCGUCAUCACCAACGAGAACGGGCACUACGAGAACCGCUACGGCCGCUUCACCUGCCGCGUGCCCGGCACCUACUACUUCACCUACCACGUCACCUCCCGGGGCAACCUGUGCCUCAACAUCAAAAAGGGCCGAGUUUCCAGCAGGGGUGACAAGGUGGUGACCUUCUGUGACUUUGUGCACAGCAGUUUCCAGGUCACCACGGGCGGUGUGGUCCUCAAGAUGGCCAUGAACGAGUCUGUCUGGCUGGAGCCAACGGAGAAGAACUCCUUGGUGGGGCUGGAAGGGUCUGACAGCAUCUUCUCCGGCUUCCUCAUCUUCCCUGAGGCUUAGCCCACCGUGGAGCUGUGUCUGUGGCCAACCUCUGCAUCCCUGCAGAGCUGAGGACUACCCUGGAAACUCUUUGCUCCCAAAUUGGUGCUUCAGGCACA
Messenger RNA from Cinclus cinclus, 883 nucleotides. RefSeq names its product complement C1q B chain (gene C1QB). The coding region runs from base 57 to 785 and encodes 242 amino acids. The transcript has 3 exons. The record is from RefSeq and is a predicted model, not a curated record. Gene Ontology annotation, molecular function: protein binding. Lineage: Eukaryota; Metazoa; Chordata; Aves; Passeriformes; Cinclidae.